Symphalangus syndactylus (siamang) is the source of this 1879-nucleotide messenger RNA. RefSeq names its product PDZ and LIM domain 7 (gene PDLIM7). Gene Ontology annotation, cellular component: stress fiber; filamentous actin; adherens junction. Lineage: Eukaryota; Metazoa; Chordata; Mammalia; Primates; Hylobatidae. Gene Ontology annotation, molecular function: actin binding; muscle alpha-actinin binding. Gene Ontology annotation, biological process: heart development; muscle structure development; actin cytoskeleton organization. The record is from RefSeq and is a predicted model, not a curated record.
GGGUCAGAACACUGGCGGCCGAUCCCAGCGAGGCUCCUUGGAGCCGGACCCAGAGCAGCGCCCUGGCCGGGCCAAGCAGGAGCCGGCAUCAUGGAUUCCUUCAAGGUAGUGCUGGAGGGGCCAGCACCUUGGGGCUUCCGGCUGCAAGGGGGCAAGGACUUCAAUGUGCCCCUCUCCAUUUCCCGGCUCACUCCUGGAGGCAAAGCGGCGCAGGCCGGAGUGGCCGUGGGUGACUGGGUGCUGAGCAUCGAUGGCGAGAACGCGGGUAGCCUCACACACAUCGAAGCUCAGAACAAGAUCCGGGCCUGCGGGGAGCGCCUCAGCCUCGGCCUCAGCAGGGCCCAGCUGGUUCAGAGCAAACAGCAGAAGGCCCCCACCCUACCCUGCCCGCCCGCCCUGCCCGGCUGUGUCUCUGCCCAGGCCUCCGCCCCCGCCGCGGACCCUCCGCGGUACACCUUUGCACCCAGCGUCUCCCUCAACAAGACGGCCCGGCCCUUUGGGGCGCCCCCGCCCGCUGACAGCGCCCCGCAGCAGAAUGGGUGCAGACCCCUGACAAGUCAACAGCCGCUCCGACCGCUGGUCCCAGACGCCAGCAAGCAGCGGCUAAUGGAGAACACGGAGGACUGGCGGCCGCGGCCGGGGACAGGCCAGUCGCGUUCGUUCCGCAUCCUUGCCCACCUCACAGGCACCGAGUUCAUGCAAGACCCGGAUGAGGAGCACCUGAAGAAAUCAAGGCAUCUCCUGUGGGGCCAGCAGGACCCCGGUUGGGGGGUGGGGCCAUGCCAGGAAGCUCAGCCAUGCAGGGCCUUGAAUGGCAGAUCUUGCAGCCAGGUGCCCAGGACAGAAGCCCCAGCCCCAGCCUCAUCUACACCCCAGGAGCCCUGGCCUGGCCCUACCGCCCCCAGCCCUACCAGCCGCCCGCCCUGGGCUGUGGACCCUGCGUUUGCCGAGCGCUAUGCCCCGGACAAAACGAGCACAGUGCUGACCCGGCACAGCCAGCCGGCCACGCCCACGCCGCUGCAGAGCCGCACCUCCAUUGUGCAGGCAGCUGCCGGAGGGGUGCCAGGAGGGGGCAGCAACAACGGCAAGACUCCCGUGUGUCACCAGUGCCACAAGGUCAUCCGGGGCCGCUACCUGGUGGCACUGGGCCACGCGUACCACCCGGAGGAGUUUGUGUGUAGCCAGUGUGGGAAGGUCCUGGAAGAGGGUGGCUUCUUUGAGGAGAAGGGCGCCAUCUUCUGCCCACCAUGCUAUGACGUGCGCUAUGCACCCAGCUGCGCCAAGUGCAAGAAGAAGAUUACAGGCGAGAUCAUGCAUGCCCUAAAGAUGACCUGGCACGUGCACUGCUUUACCUGUGCUGCCUGCAAGACGCCCAUCCGGAACAGGGCCUUCUACAUGGAGGAGGGCGUGCCCUAUUGCGAGCGAGACUAUGAGAAGAUGUUUGGCACAAAAUGCCAUGGCUGUGACUUCAAGAUCGACGCUGGGGACCGCUUCCUGGAGGCCCUGGGCUUCAGCUGGCAUGACACCUGCUUCGUCUGUGCGAUAUGUCAGAUCAACCUGGAAGGAAAGACCUUCUACUCCAAGAAGGACAGGCCUCUCUGCAAGAGCCAUGCCUUCUCUCAUGUGUGAGCCCCUUCUGCCCACAGCUGCCGCGGUGGCGCCUAGCCUGAGGGGCCUGGAGUCAUGGCUCGGCAUUUCUGGGUAGGGCUGGCAAUGGUUGCCUUAACCCUGGCUCCUGGCCCGAGCCUGGGGUUCCCUGGGCCCUGCCCCACCCCCCUUAUCCUCCCACCCCACUCCCUCCACCACCACAGCACACCGGUGCUGGCCACACCGGCCCCCUUUCACCUCCAGUGCCACAAUAAACCUGUACCUAGCUGUG